Molecule: messenger RNA, 1703 nt
Organism: Harpegnathos saltator (Jerdon's jumping ant)
Lineage: Eukaryota; Metazoa; Arthropoda; Insecta; Hymenoptera; Formicidae
Exons: 2
Coding region: 278-1645 (455 amino acids)
Source: RefSeq, a predicted model, not a curated record
UUAUUUUGCUGGUCUUGCGCCUCACAAAGAUGUCGAGACAGCGAUCUGAAUAGUUGAGUUUCAUUUCAAAUUAACAACAAAUACCAAGACGCAGGGAAACAUACACAGACACUAUAUUAUUGCCUUUCAAACAGUUGCCGUGUAAACAUCUCUCUAUGCUGAGAUAAUUUAUAGUAAAUUUUAUUAUUGCCACUUACAUACGGACAUUGCGUGCGUUUGUAUCACAAGUGAUAUUAUCCAUAGAAUACUAAGUCAUUUCAGUAAACGACAUAUCAAUAUGAGCACUUUGAGUAAAAAAAUACUUGAAUAUCGUGGAUUACGCAUACCAGAAUAUUACAAUCAGUUCUUCAAUCCGAAUAUUUGUCACGUUUGCAAAUCGGUGAACGUAGAUGAAAGCAGUCCCAUAUUAUGCGAUUGGUGCAGCUUGGUUUACUAUUGCAGCAUAGGGCAUAAAAUGCUACAUUAUUUAGAACACAACGAAAUUUGCGAAAUUAUAUGGCAAGUACUGGAAAUAAAACCGCAAAGAGACACACGCAGAUACAAAAACUGGCAAGAAUGGAUCGAAACUAGAAAACAAUUGAUGAAAGCAGUUCAACAAAAUCUUAACCGUCCAUUGAAGCCAUAUGAGAAGCAGAUGUUCUUGUGGUCAAAAUCGUGUUAUGUAUGCCAUCAACAGACUGAAUUGAAAACUUGCCAGAGAUGCUUUUCCGGCAAUUAUUGUGAUGAGCACGAGAAUGUUUUUUGCACGAAACAUGAUGGCUAUAACUGUGAUCAGAUGAUGCUUAUGCUCAAUAUAGACAUCGAAAUUAUCUCUGGUAAAACAAGUAACAUAUCAUAUGGAUUCCUCCAGUUAGUCGACGAGAAAAAAUGUUUCGAAGAAAUGCUAGAGUUUUAUAUAGAAAAUAUUUUAAAACGAAGAAGAGAUAUAGAUUGGCUUGCUAAAGAUUACAUACGAUCUGAUUACCUUUCAGGACCACUAACAGUCUAUCAUGGCUUGAAGAAACUAAAUAUUUUGAAUGUUAUAGAAAAUUCGCGAAUUGUUAUUCAUAUUAUAGGCAUAAACUCCGUGGAUAAGAAUGGGCUAUGUGCUUGGGAAGUACUUUUGCAUUUUUUACCUAAAGUAAAACAUUUAGUAAUUGAAAUAAUUGGUCCAAAAUUAGUCCCCGGUAAUUAUAAAUAUAACUUAUGUAGGAAAUGCAAAGAUGGAAAAGAGAUGUCCGUUUCUGUAAUAUCCAUGUUGUAUCACCAUUACGUAAAACUGUUCAAGUAUCAGAAAAGUGUAAGAAAUAUGUUGCCAAAUGCGGUUUUAGGGUCUCAUUUGAACAUGAAUAAUAUUGAUACAUGGCUGGAAACUAUACUAGAAUUUGAGGACUUAGCCGCUCCAUUAUUAUUAAGUUUUCCAAGUGCACAGAAAGCACAAAAUGUUAUAGAAAAAAUACAAGAUAUUCUUUGUACAAAAAUAGACCCUAAUUAUAAUAAUAGAAAUCAUUUCCCUGGCCUUAUGCCGCAUAAAUGUAUUGAAAGCGGUAAUAUAUAUUUUUGUAACGAAUAUUUAGUUAUCUACGAUAAUUUGACAUGGAUUAGUAGAAAAAUCUUACCCAAGAUCUUAGAUAAGGUUGAACCAACAGCAAAUAUACUAAUUUAAACGUCAUGAAUAAAAAAGACAUUAGUAAACAAGAUAGAUAUUAAAUUAUAAUUUUGUA